Messenger RNA from Penicilliopsis zonata CBS 506.65, 312 nucleotides. RefSeq lists its product as hypothetical. The coding region runs from base 1 to 312 and encodes 103 amino acids. Gene Ontology annotation, cellular component: cytoplasm. The transcript is spliced from 3 exons. NCBI's taxonomy places the organism in Eukaryota, Fungi, Ascomycota, Eurotiomycetes, Eurotiales, Aspergillaceae. The record is from RefSeq and is a predicted model, not a curated record.
AUGGCCAGCUCCCGAGACAAAGACGAACUCUGGGCCUCAGGCGAGGACCGUGUCAACGCGAUGCGAGGAUACAAAGCGGCAAUCCAUAACCCCCGCGUCUCCGACGAAGCCAAAGCCCACGCCCAAGACGUGCUCGACAACGAACUCGGCGGCGAUAAACCACGGCAUGAUCUGUACGCCGUGCGGGGGGAUCCCCAGAAGGAUCCCAUGCGGAUUGCAGCAGGAUACAAAGCAGCAACGAAGAAUCCCCGGAACUCAGAGGAGGGAAAGCAGCGGGCGAGUGAUCGACUGGAUGAAAUGGAAAAUAGAUAA